This is a messenger RNA of Canariomyces notabilis, 1575 nucleotides long. RefSeq lists its product as uncharacterized. Bases 357 to 1193 code for a protein of 278 amino acids. The record is from RefSeq and is a predicted model, not a curated record. The transcript has a single exon. NCBI's taxonomy places the organism in Eukaryota, Fungi, Ascomycota, Sordariomycetes, Sordariales, Chaetomiaceae.
AUGUCGUAUGCUUCGUUGACUUCCUCGUCCUUCGUGGCUUUCUCUCCUUCCAUCCGUGCUGGCUUGCCGGGCAGCAGGUCAAAGGUCGAUGGGUCCUGGACGUUACCCCCGUUCUGCAUGUUGUAGACGCUGCGCAUGAAGCCCGUUGCCGUCUCCCGGCUUCCCUGGGCUGUUCCGGCCUCCGACUCCGCUUCAGGGGCCAAGGGCGUGAUACCGGCUGCUUUAGCCAGCGCAGCCUCCCUGUCCUCGCGAAUUUGCUCAGAGACGGCAAGGUUCUGCCUAGCAGCGGCCUUCAUCUCAUCCGAUGCUUCAGGUGAAUCCACCACGGCUUGGAGAAGCGUGCCGGGAACGAUGCUAUGGGGGUGGUACUGUUGCCCGCCGCCCCCGCCGCCUCCAUGGCCGUGAUGUCCGCUACACUUGGCCGCAAAGAUUUCGUUGCGGUUGUUGACAAGCGCCUCAGCAACGGCGAGGGUGGCGUGGGCGCUAUUCCGGACUUCCUCGUCGUCGCAUUCGCAGAGACUUUCGAGCAAGUAGCGGGGGACAAUGGAGCAGACGUGGUGGUUGUCCAUGGUGAGGUAUGCGGAAUGCUGGGGUACUGCCAACGUACAGUAUUGUGUAAGAGACCACGGAUCGCGGAGAGGCCGUACCGUAUCAUGUACGAGGACUUGUGGGUGAACGACCAAGGCAUAUUAUGCUCCCCCAGGGCAACUCCUUCCCUUGGUAACGCUCGCCUGCGUGAGACAGCUUCGUACUCGGUGACGUGUGUAGCACCACUGCAGUCCGUGGUUGGCUGGCACUCAGCCACGCCCCGCGCGCUUCUUCGAAUGGUUCAGUCUGGUUUCCGUUCAUCCCCGCAAUGCACUCAGCCAAGAGAAUCCCCAAGACAUCUCUCACCGCCUUCACAUGUAUCUUCAUUGGCUGAUGACGAAAGUGGCAGGUCUCGACCUUUGUGCUCUGCAUCCUGCCGUCGGAUCCAAAGUGAGCCUUCAGGCGCUAGAUCGGAUAGGAAGUGGUUUGCAAACAGAAGGAUUGGCUCCAGAUUGCUCCGUCAGCCUCAGCUCAGCCUGAGGCGCUGUCAUUUCCGGGGUUCACUCGGAUUUGCAGCGUUCUUGGUAAGGAAGCUGGUUGGGAAGCUGGUCGUGCCAACUUCGAGCUGCAGCUUAUCACAUUCAUGGCCGCCAUCACUCUGCUGAGAGUCGGGACUGGACUAUCGAAAACCAGAACAGUAAGCUGCUCUUCAAUAACACGGGACGGUUUGGGAAUGGACUCGGGAUUUGGUACAUCCACUGCAGAUGAUCUUGGGAAUUCUCUAUGGCCCACGUCCUUGACUUGCGAACACAAAGAACAAACUCCAACCAUAGGUGAGAUCCGGGAGACGCUUGAACGCCCUACUAUCUGCUUCGAAUAUAUCAGUUAGACAACUUGAAGUAUUGAAGUACUAGUAUGUUAACAUGAAGCACUAAAUACCUACUACCUAGUAGAGAGGAAGCAAGAACUUGAACAAUAUGAGCAUUCCCUUUGGGGUCAUCCGUAGUGAGAUAGAACAUAAUGGUCUAAAACCACAACUGAACAUUG